Messenger RNA from Rubroshorea leprosula, 1507 nucleotides. The record is from the annotation of a GenBank genome assembly. Lineage: Eukaryota; Viridiplantae; Streptophyta; Magnoliopsida; Malvales; Dipterocarpaceae.
CUCCUUGUUUCUCUCUCAGUAUUACCGCGACGGAGGCAAGCGAAAAAUGUCGACUCUGAAAGAGAUCCUAACCCGGCGGCCGGUGGCGGCCACGAUCCGCCUUACAGUUCCUGCCGGUGGCGCUCGCCCUGCACCACCUGUGGGUCCAGCACUGGGUCAGUACCGACUGAAUCUCAUGGCCUUUUGUAAGGACUUCAACGCGCGAACCCAAAAGUACAAACCGGACACGCCGAUGGCCGUCACCAUUACCGCCUUCAAAGACAACACCUUCGAGUUCACCGUCAAGUCUCCCUCCGUCACGUGGUACCUCAAAAAGGCCGCCGGCGUCGAUUCAGGAAGCAGCCGCCCAGGUCACGUUGUCGCCUCCAGCUUGUCCGUCAAACACAUCUAUGAGAUUGCAAAGAUUAAGCAAUCCGAUCCUUACUGUCAGUAUAUGUCGCUGGAGAGCAUUUCUAAGUCCAUUAUUGGGACUGCUAAGUCCAUGGGGAUUCAGGUUGUGAAGGAAUUGGAAUAGUGUCAUGGUAUGAAAUCUCACGUUACUGUUCUGAAUUCUUGGGUUUCUUUUGGUUGAAUUGUUUAGUGGACGGUUUUGGUUACCAACAUCUUGCUUGUUAGCUGUUCGACGAAUUGUGUCUGUGGGAAGUUCAUAGUUGUCUUUAAUUGUCUAGGCUGCCAAAGUGAAGAGAUUGGCUCUUUCUGAUUAGUUUUGCGCUUCAAUAAGUUCAGCAUUUAUUCUUCAAUCUCUCAUUUUCAAUGAACACUUUCGUCUUCUUGGGCUACACCAUCUGAAUUGCUUCUUAGCAUGAAUUAAUGUUAAUAAUGUUGGUAUGUGCUUUUUUGAGCAGCUUUUAAGUUUUUGUGCUAAUCUCAAUUGUUUUUAUAGGUGUUUUCAUUCUAGUUUAGUAGUUUAGGAAGUUGCUGUCGAGUUAUUCUUCCUCAAUGCAGAGCAAUUGAGUGAAUAGGCCAUUCUGAUUAGAAAUUGGAAAUUUACUUCUUUUAGGGGAGAGAUUCUAAACUUAUGUCUAUGAGCUUCAAUGCCUUUCAGUUCAUAUUGAUGAAUAACAGAAGUUUAUAGGCUCUAAUGUUGUUCUGAUUUAUAUUAGUUGCUUAUGAACUUUCUGGGAUUUUCACUGCCUUAGUCAUGUCUAAAUCUUCCUUCAUUAUUCAAUUAUAUUGAUUACAUUGCAUUUCUGAAAGUGAUACAUACGUAUGUGCUGCCAAGCAAUAUGAUUUUGUUGCUUCAAACUACUUCUGAAAUUAUGUCAAUGUUAAAUUAUGUAGGUUGUGAUGGUUUUUAGGGCAUACUCUUGAUUGUCUAUGAUAAUGAGUUGCACUACCGUUUUGUUUGUCAUACUGUGAACUGUAAUGAAGUGUUCGUAGGUAAGUUUUUGCUGCUCGGCAAAGCCAAUGUUGAACGACAUGAAGCGGAUGGCUGCCGGCGUCUUGGCCCCUCCCCUGCUAUCAAGAUCUUUUCUUUUGCUGAAAGUAAGAAAGGAGGAUUUUUUCA